Molecule: messenger RNA, 1998 nt
Organism: Coregonus clupeaformis (lake whitefish)
Lineage: Eukaryota; Metazoa; Chordata; Actinopteri; Salmoniformes; Salmonidae
Product: gamma-aminobutyric acid receptor subunit beta-2-like
Exons: 10
Coding region: 172-1746 (524 amino acids)
Biological process (GO): signal transduction; monoatomic ion transmembrane transport; regulation of membrane potential
Cellular component (GO): GABA-A receptor complex; synapse; membrane
Molecular function (GO): GABA-A receptor activity; neurotransmitter receptor activity; extracellular ligand-gated monoatomic ion channel activity
Source: RefSeq, a predicted model, not a curated record
UUUAAAAAAUGUUAUCUGGCAGGGAAAUUGCUCUGCCACGAGCAUCAGCAGCCGCUGCUCCUUGAUGUUGUGGUAGAGUAUGCGCAUGCGCUACACAUUGGAAUUACUGCACUGGUCAGAAUAAGUUGGAUCACGUCUGUCUUCACUGAAAUCCAAAAUCAUAUCAAAACUAUGGCCGUGUUGAGAAUAAGAAAAAUGAGCUACUUUGGGGUUUGGACCUUUCUCGUAAUAGUGGCUGUGGUCUGUGCGCAAAGUGUCAAUGACCCUAGCAAUAUGUCAAUCGUAAAAGAAACGGUGGAUAGACUGUUGAAAGGAUAUGACAUUCGCUUGAGGCCAGAUUUCGGAGGUCCCCCUGUGGGAGUGGGGAUGAACAUAGACAUAGCCAGUAUAGACAUGGUAUCUGAAGUCAAUAUGGACUAUACAUUGACUAUGUAUUUCCAGCAAGCUUGGCGAGACAAGCGGUUAUCCUACUCGGAGAUUCCCCUCAAUCUCACCCUGGAUAACCGGGUAGCGGAUCAGCUGUGGGUCCCAGACACCUACUUCCUAAAUGACAAGAAGUCAUUUGUCCAUGGUGUCACAGUGAAAAACAGAAUGAUUCGACUCCAUCCAGAUGGAACCGUGCUCUAUAGCCUGAGGAUCACCACUACAGCAGCUUGUAUGAUGGACCUGAGACGAUAUCCGCUGGACGAACAAAACUGCACACUGGAGAUAGAGAGCUAUGGGUACACCACUGAUGACAUAGAGUUCUACUGGCGAGGAGGUCACAACGCUGUGACGGGGGUAGAGAGAAUAGAACUACCCCAGUUCUCCAUAGUGGACCACAAACUCAUCUCCAAGAAUGUCGUCUUCUCUACAGGAUCCUACCCUCGACUCUCCCUCAGCUUCAAGUUGAAGAGGAACAUCGGCUACUUCAUCCUGCAGACCUACAUGCCCUCUAUCCUGAUCACCAUCCUUUCCUGGGUCUCCUUCUGGAUCAACUAUGACGCUUCCGCUGCCAGAGUUGCUUUGGGAAUCACCACUGUGCUGACCAUGACCACCAUCAACACUCACCUGCGGGAGACCCUUCCCAAGAUCCCCUACGUCAAGGCCAUUGACAUGUACCUUAUGGGUUGCUUUGUGUUCGUCUUCCUGGCCCUACUGGAGUAUGCCUUGGUCAACUACAUCUUCUUCGGCAGAGGACCCCAGCGCCAGAAGAGAGCAGCUGAGAAAGAAGCUGUCGCCAACAACGAGAAAAUGAGAAUGGAUCCAAACAAGUGGUUGGUGGGAAAUGUAGUUCAGAGAGACGACACUCUGUAUGCCAGAAUGAAACAGAGGGAUAUUGACGCUCAUGACUCGAUGUGGGAACCAAUCUUUGUGGACGAUGCAGCGAUAGGACUAGGCGAGGAAAAGAAUAAGAUGGACCCGCAUGAAAAUAUUCUACUGGGCACCAUAGAAAUUAAGAAUGAGAUGGGAGCAUCAGAGCUGACCCUUGGUCUCAGUGACCCCAGGAGCACCAUGUUAACUUAUGACAGCUCCACCCUGCAGUACCGCAAAGCAGGGCUGCAGGCCAGGCACAACUUUGGACGCAACACCCUGGAACGCCACGUGCCUCAGAAGAAGAGCCGGCUACGGAGGCAUGCUUCACAGCUGAAGAUCAACAUUCCCGAUUUGACUGAUGUAAACUCAAUCGACAAGUGGUCGAGAAUGAUCUUCCCCACUGUCUUUUCUUUGUUCAACAUAAUCUAUUGGCUCUACUACGUCAACUAAAUGGACUUCAGCAAGGGCAGAACUAAACAAACAACAACGGAAAUGUUGCUUGUUUUUUUCUGAAUAGUUAUCAUUUUGCUGUUUGUUCUUGCAACACAAGACUGAAUUACUAAAGCAAAAUCAGGACUGACUCCAUUUUACCUUGGAACACCUUAAUUGCUGGCUAACACAUGAAAACCUUAGAGGAGAGAGAGAGAUUAAGAACAUAUUCUGUAUGGUGCCUGUACCAGAGUUUUUCUUUAUAAUUUUACA